AUGAUUUACCCGGCCGACGAAGGCGAAGGCCAACAUGUUUUUGCCGUCGGCAGCGUAAUUGUCAAAUCAAGGCACCGGCACCAGCACGUCAAGGUCGACUAUUCAUACGCCGACGCCAAAGAAACCCAAGCUGUUGCCAUUGCCAAGAGCGUCCUCAAGGGAGUCAGGCAGGAUAUCUAUUUCGCGGGCAAGAUCAAUGGUCGCGCGGUCCUAAUCCAGGAGAGACUUCCCGGCAUGGGUCUGACUGUCGCAGAGCCGUAUCUAUCGGAUGCCCAGAAGCAAUCGUUCAAAGAGCAAGCACGGGAGAUUCUUAGACAGCUGCAUACCGUCAAAGCACCCAGCGGCCGUCAAACUCGCCAGCAUAUUGUCCCGGAUCCCGAUAACUGA
Messenger RNA from Ustilaginoidea virens, 387 nucleotides. RefSeq lists its product as uncharacterized. The transcript is spliced from 2 exons. NCBI's taxonomy places the organism in Eukaryota, Fungi, Ascomycota, Sordariomycetes, Hypocreales, Clavicipitaceae. The record is from RefSeq and is a predicted model, not a curated record. The coding region runs from base 1 to 387 and encodes 128 amino acids.